AUGUCCUGGUUAGGCAAUCCUGAAGGCGACCCCGAUCCGACCUUUGUCGAUCCAAACCCCAAGGUGCCGGACCCAAGCAUUCCGGACCGCAUGGUGUCCACGAAGAGAGCAAACAAGCCGUUCCUUGUAUACAAGGAGUAUCGCGAUCGGCAGGCGAAGCUCCGGGAGGAGUGGCUCGAGCGCAAGAAAGAGCGCGAGGAGAAGUUGGCGCGAGGCGAGGAGGUAGGACCCGAGGAACCCGAUCCGACCUACGAGCCCGAAGUGGGCGUUCUGGGUCUGAUGAAAUUUCUGGUCUAUGUCCUGCUGUUCAUUAUUUGCACUGGUAAAUUCGUUACUGGCGACUGGAUGUGGGGCUACGACAGUAAAUGGUUACGGGUCAAGACGUAUUUCCCGGAGCAAGAGAGGCUGUUCUCCGAAAGCUUCUUGGCCAGGUUUGACGGAUCACAAGAGCUACUGCCCCUUUACCUCGCUAUCGACGGCGAAGUAUAUGAUGUGUCCAGUAAUCGCCGUGUGUAUGGUCCCGGCGGUUCAUAUCACAACAUGGCCGGGGUUGACGCCGCUCGCGCAUUUGCGACCGGCUGUUUUGCACAGCACCGUACUCACGAUCUCAGAGGGUUAUCUGAAGGCGAGCUUAAGAGCGUGCAGCACUGGAAGGACUUCUUUGCGAAUCACAAGGACUAUAGCCGCGUAGGCCGUGUUAUUCACAAACCCAUUGACCCUAUGAGCCCCGUUCCGGAGCCCUGUAGGCCUCCGAAGGCAAAGAAACCGGAUAAACCGCCAUCGAAGAGCGCGUCCAGUUCUUCCGCGGCUUCAGACAAGGCGUCAAAGGACGCUGGAAAGCAUCAGGAAUUGUAG
Messenger RNA from Peniophora sp. CBMAI 1063, 855 nucleotides. The record is from the annotation of a GenBank genome assembly. Lineage: Eukaryota; Fungi; Basidiomycota; Agaricomycetes; Russulales; Peniophoraceae.